Molecule: messenger RNA, 720 nt
Organism: Cylas formicarius (sweet potato weevil)
Lineage: Eukaryota; Metazoa; Arthropoda; Insecta; Coleoptera; Brentidae
Product: zinc finger protein 419-like
Exons: 4
Coding region: 1-720 (239 amino acids)
Biological process (GO): regulation of transcription by RNA polymerase II
Cellular component (GO): nucleus
Molecular function (GO): RNA polymerase II transcription regulatory region sequence-specific DNA binding; DNA-binding transcription factor activity, RNA polymerase II-specific
Source: RefSeq, a predicted model, not a curated record
AUGCAAUUCGCCCAGGACCGUAACGGCAGGUUUAUGUGUCCCAACUGUAACUCCUCCUACAAGCAGAAAGGCCACUUGGUCAGGCAUAUCAAGUACGAGUGCGGGGUGGAGCCGAAAUUCCAGUGCCAGGUCUGUUACAGGAGGUUCAAGCACAAGAGCAACCUCAAAGCGCACUACAUCUUCCUCCAUAAGACAGUUUUCAACUGCAUCAAGUGCGGCAAGACGUACACGCUGUAUGGGAUGUUGCAGAAGCACCGGAUGAUCUCGAUAUGUGGGCCCGUUCGAAAAGUGAAGUGCUUCUCCUCCUACACCAUCGAACCGUUGGGACCGCUGCCCUCCGGAUCGUACGGGUGUGUAGCGUGCGGAAAAUUCUACAAACACUGCAGUGGUCUCACCAGACACGUAAAGGAAUGCGGGCGGGAAAAAUCUCUCAAGUGCGCGUUCUGCUCGCACAGAACGCACCGGCGCGACAGUCUGAAGUCGCACAUGUUGAUGAAACACAACGCGUCCCUGCGGCUGAAUCAGCCGUCGUUGUCUUGUCCCAAGUGCGGCAACACCUUUACGCGAUUGGACAACCUGAGGAGACACGUCAAAUUCAUCUGCGGCGUCAAACCCCAGUUCAAGUGUAGCUAUUGCCCGUACGCGUCGAAGCACAAGUAUGUGUUGGCAUUGCACAUCAAGAGCAGGCACGGGGACUACCUGAAAUCCGAGCGCUAUUGA